Fusarium fujikuroi IMI 58289 is the source of this 1107-nucleotide messenger RNA. RefSeq lists its product as uncharacterized. The coding region runs from base 1 to 1107 and encodes 368 amino acids. Lineage: Eukaryota; Fungi; Ascomycota; Sordariomycetes; Hypocreales; Nectriaceae. The transcript is spliced from 6 exons. The record is from RefSeq and is a predicted model, not a curated record.
AUGGCAUUGAACUCUCCCUCAAGCAAGCUCGUAGAGCUAUCUCAGCUCUUACGCCAGGACCCUGGGCCUGCAGAAUAUCUCAUGGCAGCCACUAUGCUAUCCCACGUUCCAGACACGCAGUCUCUGUUAACAAAGGCCAUGCCUGUGCUUGAUCCUUCAGAGACGGAUUUGUACAUCCAAUCUGUGGCCCAAACUCUUUGCUCAAAAGAUGCAGAUCGUUCCAUCGAAGAGGCAGCCAAACUGACGUGUCAAAACGCAAAAGACAUCAACACGGCCUUCAUGGGAGUCACCCUCGCACUUGUCAUGUCGGAUGGCCAGAGGGGUACGCAUAAUGUAGAUCGCAUGGUGCCCAUUGUUCGACACUUAUUUCUAACACAUCACUUUGGCACAGAUUUCGAUGACAAUGUAGUGGGUCAAUGCGCGGACCAAAAUCUACCAAUCAACAAACGGAAGCUCAUUCUUGAGAAAUACAUUGCAUAUGCCGAGAGUCUAGAGAUGAUGUCCAAGAACAUGCUCUACCGGCUUAAGAGCCUCAGGAACGACUUUUACGACCUAAUCCAAGAUGUUCGCCGUUCAAACGGUCUCAACAAGUCGACCUCAAUCGAACAAGAGAUUGAUCAACACGAUGUCACCUGUUUGAAUGUGGGCCUUGACCAUCCAAUUCUUAAACUGGCUUGUGAUUUGCCGGGGUCCUUGCCGUUCUUCCUUGCUAUUGGUGGCUUAACGGCUUUAAACCGCAAGACGACCGCAGACAAUAUCCUCUUUCUAAGCACUUCAUACGCCCAACGUACGGCUAAACAACAAAGCCUCUAUAUUCAGGAGGGUGAAUUUGGUGGCGGCGCCCUGCAACUUUUGACCUCUUUUGACAGAAACUUCGCGAAAAUAGGCCAAUGCUGGUUCCACAGCCUUGUUGACGCUCACGAAAUAGGAAGGUGGUUGCAGGAUGGAGCAGACGUAGCGGUCAGUUUCCUUGACAUGCGACUCCUACCGCAAGAGACAUAUAAGCUAAUAACAAGUAAAGGCUUGGCCACGAUCAUGCAAUGGCGAAGUACUUGCGUGGAUAUGCCAAGGGUAUUGAAGACAUGCAUGUGGAAAGAUGGCAUGUGA